UAAAUAGCCACCGUGUCCUCCAGAUUCAAACACAAACACACAACACAACAAUGGAUUACAUCGACAACACCGUCGAAACUCAAUCAAAGUACAAAGGCAUCCGUCGCCGGAAAUGGGGGAAAUGGGUAUCGGAGAUUCGAGUUCCGGGAACUCGCGACCGUCUCUGGUUAGGCUCAUUCUCCACGGCGGAAGGCGCAGCCGUGGCGCACGACGUGGCUUUCUACUGUUUACACCAACCAAACUCGCUCGAAUCUCUCAACUUCCCUCACUUGCUUCCUCCUUCCAUAGUUUCCAAGACUUCGCCGAGGUCUAUCCAGCAAGCUGCUUCUAAUGCCGGAAUGGCCGUUGACGCCGGAAUCGUUAACAGCUGUGAUCACGCGUCCGGGAACUCUGGGAAUGGAGAUACAACGACGGCGUAUUGUGAGAAUGGAGAUACAGCUACUCAAAAGAAACAGUGAUGGAGCCUGGUGUGUAAGCAAACAAAGCGUUGUAAAUAUAAUUAUACGUUUAUGUUUCGCUGUUGGCCCAAUUCAAGAAACUUUUGUUGUACGAUUAUAUAUAUUUUUAUUUUGAAUGCCUUCAAGAGGAUUAUAAUGCGAGUGAACCUUUGUUUCA
Messenger RNA from Brassica napus (rape), 615 nucleotides. RefSeq names its product ethylene-responsive transcription factor ERF019. Gene Ontology annotation, molecular function: DNA binding; DNA-binding transcription factor activity. Gene Ontology annotation, biological process: regulation of DNA-templated transcription. NCBI's taxonomy places the organism in Eukaryota, Viridiplantae, Streptophyta, Magnoliopsida, Brassicales, Brassicaceae. The transcript is spliced from 2 exons. The record is from RefSeq and is a predicted model, not a curated record. The coding region runs from base 51 to 458 and encodes 135 amino acids.